AUGAGUGGAUCCACAACAAGGGAAGCUCUCAUCAACUUCGUAAAUGGUGUCAUCUCAUGUUUUGGUGACGAGUACCUUAGAAAGCCUACCAAAGAUGAUUUGGCAAGACUACUACAUGUUGGGGAUCAACGUGGCUUUCCGGGUAUGAUAGGUAGUAUUGACUGCAUGCAUUGUCAAUGGAAAAAUUGUCCCAGCGCAUGGGCAGAACAAUAUGCUGGAAGAAGUGGAAAACCAACAAUUAUUUUGGAAGCCGUCGCAUCAUUUGAUUUAUGGAUAUGGCAUGCUUUCUUUGGAACACCAGGUUCGUUAAAUGAUAUUAAUGUACUUCACCGAUCUCCUAUUUUUGAUGAUAUAUUAGCAGGUCGAGCACCAAAAGUUACAUAUGUCGUGAAUGGUCGUGAAAAUGAUAGGGCAUAUUAUCUCACUGAUGGGAUAUAUCCUUCAUGGGCUGCAUUUGUCAAGUCAAUUACGUCUCCCCAAAUCCAAAAGCAUAAGUUAUUUGCCGAACAUCAAGAGGGUGUCAAAAAAGAUGUUGAGGAGCAUUUGGAGUUCUACAAGCUCGUUUUGCAUUUCUUCGACAUCCAUGUCUUGUUUGGGACAAAGAUAAUAUGGGACAAAUUAUGA
This is a messenger RNA of Cynara cardunculus var. scolymus (artichoke), 624 nucleotides long. RefSeq lists its product as uncharacterized. Lineage: Eukaryota; Viridiplantae; Streptophyta; Magnoliopsida; Asterales; Asteraceae. The transcript has a single exon. The coding region runs from base 1 to 624 and encodes 207 amino acids. The record is from RefSeq and is a predicted model, not a curated record.